Molecule: messenger RNA, 1986 nt
Organism: Triticum turgidum subsp. durum (durum wheat)
Lineage: Eukaryota; Viridiplantae; Streptophyta; Magnoliopsida; Poales; Poaceae
Source: the annotation of a GenBank genome assembly
AUGGCUGGUGCGCGGGGUUGCUACACCGACGGCGUCCGCCACAUGUCUCCGACCAGGAACUUCACCCCGUGCAGCAGUCCUCGUAGCGCCAGUUUUGCUAGGGAAUACAGCAGGAUUAGCCAGAAGCACAUAUUAAUAAAUUCUUGGAGAGGCGCAGAGGCUUCCUGCGCUGCAUACUCUUCUAGUUACAAGAAGUUUGUUGAAGACAGUAUUUUAUUAUUGUUUUCUUCUGUUGAUGUGCUACAUUUUGCUAAGAAGUUGUUGUUUGAUGCUUUAGGUGAUCAAGACAGGGGUGCUUCAUCAAGAAACCGAUCAACAGUUCGUGAUCGUGAACGGAGCUCCCAACAGUCCUCUUCACGUAGGGGUUCUGGCCCAAGUGUGUCCAGACGGCAUGAUCGGGAUGGCACAGUGAAGUCAAGAGGCUAUGCCAGUUUUGGAAGAAGCAACAGAGACAGGGUGUGUGAAAAGGACUCUGAUUUCCAUGAUUGGGAGAGUAGGUUGGGUCUUCCAGAUGGCCCUUUGCGUGAUGGCUUUGGGUCCUUUAGCUCUUGCAGACCUGAAAGCGAUAGGCUCAGUCGUGUUCGUCCAAAGCUGGACACAUCGACUCGGACAGCUGGAGUAAGUUUGGAAAAUGGUAAUCUAUCUAGAAAGGAUGCUGCUGGUAUCUCCUUUGAGCGAGAAUUUCCACACCUUAGUUCUGAGGAUAACGAUGGGAAGCAAGAUAUUGGUAGAGUUCCAUCUCCUGGAAUUAGCACCCCGCUUCAGAGCAUACCAUUGGUUACUGCACCUGAUGGCUGGAACUCGGUGCUAGCAGAAGUUCCUGGACUUAGUGAGCCAAGCAAUAACUAUGUUUCUUCUGGUUUAUCACAUGCUGGUUCCGGUAGGCAGCCUGAAGUGUCGAGCUGCGGAACGGCAUUAAGCAUGGCUGAAACAGUAAUGCAAGCACCAUUAAAAGUUUCCACCACACCCCAGCUAUCUGUAGAUGCUCAAAAGAUUGAAGAAAGAACUAUGAGGCUACGACCUCUGACGCCUUCAUCAAACAAAACAUCUAUAUCAAGUUUGUCGGAUAAGUUAAAAAUUAGAGGUGCAAGAGCCGGGGAUUCUAAUGGUCCUGUGAAGACUGCGCCACAACUGUCAACACAGCCUUCUAACAGCUCUGUUCGUACUCCAGUCAAAUCUGAGCCUGUAAAGCCAUCUCAAUCAGGAAGCUUUCAAGUCCUGACCCGCGAGCAGAAUGGUGCUGCAAAUACUGCCAAAGACUGCUCCAGCAAUCCUGUGAGCCCUGUUCUAGGUCAAUCUUCUUCAGUGGAACCACUGGAAAGGUCUAAUGUCAACCAUAAGCUUAAAGGUGUCGUAAACGGCCCCCCUUUGCAUGUACAACAAGGUUCAUCUGGUGAGAGGACAUCAAUUGCAAAAUCAAAGCAUAAAUUCUUUGAGUUACUGCGGAGCAAAUCUUUAAAUGGUUCAAGCGCUCGUAUCGAGUCCUCAUCUAGCUUGGUUGAUGAGCAGAAGAACCCCUCUGUUGAUUUGUCCUUGUUCAACAGUGGAAUCAAGUGUAUUGAAACUGGAAGUAGUUCAUGUGAGGAUGCAAAUUCUUGUGAUGGAUCUCAGCGACACCUCUCCGACAAUGAGGAAAUCAAGCCACCUUCAGAGCCUCAUGAUGCUUUUUAUGAGGGGUUGCAUGAGAUUGUAGCUGACAACAAGGACGCCAACUCUUCAUCAGAUCCUGUUGAUGCUGAAGAUGAAGCUAAAGCUAGUCUGUCCAUUAUACCCACAGAUACAACUGAUGUUUCAGCGAGGUCAGACUCUAGAUAUGACGAAGCCCUUUUGUUGUCUGAGCCCAUUGUAGCAGGGCAAGAGGAAUCGUAUCCUACCGAAGACGAACCAAGUCCAGAAGAAAUGGCUUUCCUUAAAUCUCUUGGCUGGAAACAAGACGAAGUAGUUCCUCCACUGAAACAGGAAGAGAUCGCUGAUUGUUCUCAAUGA